Molecule: messenger RNA, 5418 nt
Organism: Alligator mississippiensis (American alligator)
Lineage: Eukaryota; Metazoa; Chordata; Crocodylia; Alligatoridae
Gene: EDNRB
Product: endothelin receptor type B
Exons: 7
Coding region: 137-1384 (415 amino acids)
Biological process (GO): enteric nervous system development; G protein-coupled receptor signaling pathway; regulation of blood pressure
Cellular component (GO): membrane
Molecular function (GO): endothelin receptor activity
Source: RefSeq, a predicted model, not a curated record
CAACCGCACGGGCGUCUCGCCAGCGCCAGUCGCUGCCGCCGCUGCUGCUGGCGCGGGCUGAGCCUUAGAGCAGCGCCCGGGGGAGCGGCGCCCCGCACCUGAGGGGGCCCGGCCGGCUCAUCCCGUCGCAGCCACCAUGCCCCGGCCCGGCCUCGCGGGGCUCCUGCUGCUGGUGCUGCUGGUGCUGCCGGGCGGCGGCGAGGCGCAGGAGCCGCGGCGCCUGCGGGGCAUCGGGCAGCGGAGCACGCCGCCGCCCGCCAACGCCUCGCUGCCAGCCCCGGCGCGGGCGCGGGAGCGGGAAGGCGGGCGGGCGCCGCCGCCGCCGUGCGCGGGCCGGCCGGAGCUGAAGGACACGUUCAAGUACAUCAACACGGCCGUGUCCUGCCUCGUGUUCGCGCUCGGGCUGCUGGGCAACGCCACGCUGCUGCGGAUCAUCUAUAAGAACAAGUGCAUGAGGAACGGGCCCAACAUCCUCAUCGCCAGCCUGGCCCUGGGCGACCUGCUGCACGUCCUCAUCGCCAUCCCCGUCAACGUCUACAAGCUUCUUGCAGAGGACUGGCCUUUUGGAGUUGAAAUGUGUAAACUGGUUCCUUUCAUUCAAAAGGCAUCAGUGGGUAUCACAGUGUUAAGUUUGUGUGCCCUCAGUAUUGAUAGGUAUCGUGCAGUUGCUUCUUGGAGUCGCAUCAAGGGAAUUGGAGUGCCAAAGUGGACUGCUGUUGAAAUUGUAUUGAUCUGGGUUGUCUCAGUGGUAUUAGCUGUUCCAGAAGCUAUAGGCUUUGAUAUGAUUUCCAUGGACUAUAAAGGAAAACAUUUUAGAACCUGUCUGCUUCACCCCAUACAAAAAACAUCUUUUAUGCAGUUUUACAAGAUAGCUAAAGAUUGGUGGCUAUUCAGCUUUUAUUUUUGUUUGCCUUUGGCCAUCACAGCAUUUUUUUAUACCCUGAUGACCUGUGAGAUGCUUAAAAAGAAAAGUGGAAUGCAAAUUGCAUUAAAUGACCACUUAAAACAGAGGCGUGAGGUGGCCAAAACUGUGUUCUGUCUGGUGGUGGUCUUUGCCCUGUGCUGGCUUCCUCUUCACUUAAGUAGGAUUUUGAAGCUCACUAUUUAUGAUCAAAGAGACCCGAAUAGAUGUGAACUUUUAAGUUUUUUUCUCAUAAUGGACUACAUCGGUAUUAAUAUGGCUACGCUGAAUUCCUGCAUUAAUCCAAUAGCUCUGUAUUUGGUGAGCAAAAGAUUUAAAAACUGCUUUAAGUCCUGUUUGUGUUGCUGGUGCCAAUCCAAAGAUCUACUGUCCCUCGAAGAAAAACAGUCCUGCUUGAAGUUCAAAGCUAAUGAUCACGGAUAUGAUAAUUUCCGCUCCAGUAACAAAUACAGCUCAUCAUAAAAAGUGUCAAAGAUAUAGCCUCUGACAUUAAGUUCAGUGCCUUUAUUUGAAUGACAGUUGCUGUUUUUAAGAUGCUGAAGCAUUUGAAAAACCUAGUUCUGUAUUUGCACAAGAAGCAAAUCAUAAAAAAAAUGAUCAUCCCAAACUCUUCAUAACAUUCAUAAUUAUGCAUGGUAUCAUUAGCCAUUUGCAAAUGUGAUGAAUAGCAGCAGAAUAACAAGUCAUUGUUAAAGCACUUAAACUUUUUGGAGUUCGAACUUCCAAGCUAUCCUCACUUCCUGUUUAUCAAACAAUCGUUUGUAUCCCCACAAGAAUCUUAGGAACCGAAGUCAACAUUCUAUGAAAUAGUAAACUGUGACUUGCUUUAGAUCAAAGCCAAAAUUGUGUUAUUAAUAUUAUUGUAUUAUCUUUAGCUGAUUUAAGCAGUAUCUAAAUUAUUAAAAAAUCCAAAACAUUUUGUAGUACAGGGUUGAAGGAAAACAUAAGUAUUUUUUUUUAUCAGGAAUGCUACAUUACUAGCUAGGAACAAUAUCAGAGGUAUUGAGUCAAGUUAAAAAUCAUAUGUAUAGCUGAUUUUUUUUUUAAACUGCUAGUGUUAAAAUACUGUUAUUUAAAAUCACUAUAUUAUCAGUUUCUUUAUUUGGCAGCACUAUGCUUACAUUCCGUUUCACUGUUUCCUCUGUUAUUUACAUGAGAGUCUUAUAUACAAAAACAGGGGUGGGGGAAAAGAUUUUUAAAAACAGGAAAAAUAUGAUUGUAGAUCUACAAAAUAAGGCACAGUAGGUGAAACUAUUUUUUAUUGAUUUUUUUUUAAAUGACAAUGUCUAUUUUAAAUGAUCGCCUUUCUGGUAGCUGACAGUAGUACAGCCAAGUUCCUUUUACUAGAGAUUACAAGUGAAAUUGAUUCCUCAAGUGAGAGAAAUCAAUUUACUUCAAAUUGCUGUUUUUCAGAUGAAAAGCCAUUAAAUAAAGCAUAUAAAACAAAAUGUAGCAGUAAGAAACAGACAAUAUUCAGUAAUAUUGAGAUUUAGUUCUAUUAAGUCUUUAAAGAAAAUAUUCACACACUGUACUUAAAGAGGACACUAUUGUUCGUGCAUAAUUCUAGACACUUUUAAAAUAUGUGCUUCAUUACAAGUCUUUGUGUAUUGCUUAGGAACAUGUGCGAUUAGCAGGGAUCCUAGUUUUCUGUGAUUUUUUUUAAAAAUCCCAAUUUUUGGAUAAAAGGGUACCCCAAAAUCCACAUUUUUCCAUGAUUAAAAUGAAACACCACUAAUAUAUAGAGAGCGAGCUAUAGUGGUGUUUAGAAAAAUGUGGGUUUUGGGUUCCUUUUUUUAAUCCAAAAAUUGGGCUUUUUUUUUUUUAUCAGAGAAAGGAUCCCUAGUGAUUAGUUUUGACUUCUGUAAAUAUUUUGGUGAAGCAUAAUUCAUUGUAGAAUAUUAAAACAUGGGCAGGACCCUGUAAAAAUAUAGAUAAAUAAUGAUGCCUGUAGUAAACAGGAUGAGUAUUGCCAGGAGCAAUUUGCAUUUUGUAUAUAUGUGGCUGGUGGUUUUUUGGCUUUGUUUCUUCAGUUUAUGUUCCCAAAGAUUUAUUAACACUUUUCAUGAAGCAAAUUAUGAAGUUUUCCUAGAAAUAGAGUUAGAAAACAUGUUUUGCUUUUAAGGAUAUGCAUUUUCAAUAGACACAAUACUAUAAUGAAAUAUUUCAUAACUCAGGAAACUGCUAAACUUCCAAGUUUCAUACAUACAAAAUCCUCACUUAUUUUUCUUAACUUUUGUACCUUGUCCACAAAGUGCCUUUGUCUCAGGAUAAAAUAAGUUUGGGCCAGAACUUCAACUGCUAUAAAUUGAUAUUACCCCCAUUAAAAUUAAUGGAAAUGAACCUAUUUAUACAGGGAGGAUCUGGUCUCAAUAUAUGUGUGUGUGUAUUUGUGCACACUUUCUAUCUUUAGGUUACUGUUAUAAUCUUCCUGUACACACAAAUCUAGCUGGUACAACGUUAUAUACAGCAGUUUGGUGUAAGGGAUUCAAAUUGUUUUCUGACAAUGCCUUAAUUGUUAAGUAGAAAAGGCUUUCUUUAAUUAAAAAUAAUUCUUUGUCUUUUGCCCAGGAAAUCAAUAAUUUGACUAGUAUACCAUGAAAAUAUUAUGAAUGUUUCAACAUACCAUUUAUUUGAUCAAUUUUCAUGCUAAGCUGUGAAUUAAUGCAAAUAAAAACCCACUACUAUUUCUAUGAAAUGCCUCUCAAAUAUUAAAAAAGAACAACUAACGGAAUCCUAUGUUUGAUGCUGGUCAGUGUUAUUUUCAUAAAGUUGUAUCAUUACACUUUUGUACAUGUAUAUUAUUUUUAUUUCUAUUUAAAAUGUAAUUGUUUAUAUUCUCCAAUUGUGUAAUUUUUUUUUUUUGGGGGGGGGGGGGGGGGUUCCUGGACUACAUUCUUGCUAAGAUCAGGCCUCUGGGACUAAGCAUUUAGAAGGGUGAUUAAAAAGAAGAUGGAGAUGGGCUUUUCUCUGUGGUUGUAGGGGACAGGACUAGAAGCAAUGGCCUCAAGCUUCAGCAGGGGAAAUUUAAGUUGGAGAUUAGGAAGAACUUUAUGACUAUGAGGGUGGUCAGGCAUUGGAACAGGCUACCUAGAGAAGCUGUGGAAUCUCCAUCCUUGGAAGCUUUCAAGAGCAGUUUAAACAGACACUUGGCUGAGAUGGUUUAGUGAGGGAUGAUCCUGCUUUGAGCAAAGAGUUGGACUACAUGACCUCGUGAGGUUCCUCCCAGCCUUAUUUUCCUAUGAUCCUAUAUUGCAGAUUAAGACAAGAGAGUGUAUAGCUCCCUAAUUUUUGAAAAACAAUAUAAACUUCUUGAGGGUUUUUUUGGUUUGUUUUCAUGUUUUUUGAAAACAGUGGGAGAUUUUCCAGUACUAACAUUUUUUCCUAGAAGCAAAACAAAGCAAAUGAUCCUGCUGCUGAUGUGAUUUUAAAAAAUACAAUGGAAGGCACAAGAGAUACUGUGUUCUACCUAAAACUGAAUUUGAGACACAAAGGGUAAGAUUUUCUAAAGUGUUCAAUCAGUGUAGGCCUGUUUCUGCUUCCCUUAACGUCAAUGAAAAUUUAAUUAUUGACUCCAGGAAUAACAGAUUUGAGGCACACUGGGUAUGCCUACAUGUUCAUUAAUGCAUCUUAGUUAUAGUGCAUUUAAUUUAGUACUUCUAAUAAGAAGUACUAACUAAAUGCAUAGUAACUAAAGCAACUUUACAGUAGCACCACUGCAGUUUUUAGUGAUGCUUUACUACAUAUUAGCAUAAUAACACUGCGCAGUAGGCUUUUAGCAUGGUUAAUACCCACUAUGCUACCACUCCCCCUGAGAGGUUUUCACUCAACCACACUAGACAUGCCCACUGAGAGGUUUUUAAUACUUCAACAUGAAAUGUAUUAUUUAUUCAAGUAUUACAGGACAGGUAUCAAACAAGUAAAUUGUAUUCAAGAAUGAACAUUUGUCUAGAAAUGUGAUGAGAUAAAAGGGGAUAAAAGUAGCUCCUGAUGUGGAGAACUGCACUGCUUAAGCCUCAACAGGAGAUAUACAGACGUCAGCUAGGAAAAUAAAUAGCAGAACUGUCUUAUGUAUCUGAGAAAGGGUCAGUGAACAAGCCCUGGAUGUUCUGAAUGUGUGUGAGCCAGACAUAUCAGCCCUGGUAAUCCUGCACAAAUAGAUUUCAAUUCUGAGUGAAUUGCACUGAUACACUGUACAAGUCAGAGAAAUCAAACGUAAAACCAUGUUAACACAUAGUAUCUGUUACGUGCUAUAGGUUUUUCACUAUCCCUCCAGCUUUUGAAGUUAUGUACUGCUCAUACCAGACACAGAUGGCUUAGCAAAGGAAUGUUGUAUGUACCUAGACAAAAGUGUAAACAUUUUUCUUUGUUGUUGUUCAUAACUACGUGUUAUAUAUUUUAUUUUCUAUGGUCACUUACAUUAGCAACUUCUGUGGUUGACACAGUGUAAACACACUGAAUUACCAAUAAAAAUGUUUUAUUUGCUUCAUUUCAAAAAA